CGCACGUUGCCGCACCAGGGACAGGAUUUUUGUCGGUGCUCCAACAACAUGAAGCAGCAGUUGGACUUGGUGUCCGAUAACCGCUGUUUCGGCGGACAACAAAAGGUCUACGAACACGACAGUGCCGUGUUAAAUUUCCGGAUGAGAUUUGCCGUGUAUGUACCAGAAAAUUUGGAAGGACCUGCUCCAGUCUUAUAUCUUUUGGGUGGUAUGUCAUGUUCCGAACAAACUUUUAUACAGAAGUCAGGGUUUCAACGAUGGGCAGCACAUUAUGGAAUAAUCGUAGUGUCUCCAGAUGUCUGCCCUAGGGUUACUUUUGGUGCUGAAAAGAAUGAAAUUGAAGCUAAAGGCUUGUCAUUUUAUGUAAAUGCUGUGAAAAAACCAUGGAACAGAAAUUACCAAAUGUAUUCAUAUGUGAAUGAGGAGCUACCCAGUAUUAUUCAGGAGAACUUUAAUGUCAACAAAGACAGACAAUCAAUCAUGGGCCACAGUAUGGGAGGUCAUGGUGCAUUAAUAAGUGCACUUAAAAAUCCUGGCAAGUUUCGUUCAGUCUCAGCUUUUGCUCCAGUUUGUAAUCCGUCUAAAACACCCGAUAUACAAUUUAUAUUAAAGUGUUAUUUUGGAGAUGAUACAAAAACCAUGGAGGAAUGGGAUGCUACCUGCUUAAUAGCUGAUUAUAAAGGACCAAAGUUAAAUAUCCUCAUACAUCAAGGGAAUAAUGAUAAAUACAAAGAACAAUUAAAAUUAGAAAAUUUUGAAAGCGCUUGUGAAAAGGCAGGGAUUGAAAUUUCUAUAAAUUUAGAAGAUGGAUAUGAUCAUGGAUUUUAUUUCAUUUCAAGUUUUAUGGAACAGCAUUUUCAUCAUCAUUCUAAAUUUUUGUGUGACUCUUAAUAUUGGUUGAAUUUGUUGUAUUUUUACAUAGUAUUAUACUCAUAUAAUGAGUGGUGUGUCAAGACUUAUAUGUUACCUAAAUAAACUUACCAAAACUUAAUUUCAAUUUGCAUAAUUAGAAAAUAUAUGGACAAAUGAAUUACCCAAAAUAAAUAAUAAUUAUAAAUUA
This is a messenger RNA of Myzus persicae (green peach aphid), 1060 nucleotides long. RefSeq names its product S-formylglutathione hydrolase-like. The transcript is spliced from 5 exons. The record is from RefSeq and is a predicted model, not a curated record. Gene Ontology annotation, molecular function: S-formylglutathione hydrolase activity. Gene Ontology annotation, biological process: formaldehyde catabolic process. NCBI's taxonomy places the organism in Eukaryota, Metazoa, Arthropoda, Insecta, Hemiptera, Aphididae. The coding region runs from base 49 to 891 and encodes 280 amino acids. Gene Ontology annotation, cellular component: cytosol.